AUGGCUUCCGGGUUUGGCGGGGCCUUUGUCUCUGGCGGCAGCCGGAGCUUCUGGUGUAGUCUUCACUGCUCUGUGUCUUCUGCUCCUAGAGGCCCAGCUUUUGUGGCCUCGUCACCUGCAGGUAUUGGGAGAUCCACAGCUAAGACGCCAGGACCCACUGGAAGCCUAGAAAUGGGACCAUUGACAUUUAUGGAUGUGGCCAUAGAAUUCUCUUUGGAGGAGUGGCAAUGCCUGGACACUGCACAGCAGAAUUUAUAUAGGCAUGUGAUGUGAGAGAACUACAGAAACCUGGUUUUCUUGGGUGAAGGUAUUGCUGUCUCUAAGCCAGACCUGAUUACCUGUCUGGAGCAAGGAAAAGAGCCCUGGAAUAUGAAGAGACAUGAGAUGGUAGCUAAACAUUUAGUUAUGUUUUAUUAUUUUGCCCAACACCUUUGGCCAGAGCAGAACAUAAGAGAUUCUUUCCAGAAAGUGACCCUAAGAAGAUAUAGAAAAUGUGGAUAUGAGAAUUUACAGUUAAGAAAAGGCUGUAAAAGUGUGGUUGAGUGUAAACAGCACAAAGGAGAUUAUAGUGGACUUAACCAAUGUUUGAAAACUACCUUGAGCAAAAUAUUUCAAUGUAAUAAAUAUGUAGAAGUUUUCCAUAAAAUUUCAAAUUCAAAUAGACACAAGAUGAGACAUACUGAAAAUAAACAUUUUAAAUGUAAAGAAUGUCGCAAAACAUUUUGCAUGCUUUCACACCUAACUCAACAUAAAAGAAUCCAAACUAGAGUGAAUUUCUACAAAUGUGAAGCAUAUGGAAGAGCCUUUAACUGGUCCUCAACCCUUAAUAAACAUAAGAGAAUUCAUACUGGAGAAAAACCUUACAAAUGUAAAGAAUGUGGCAAAGCCUUUAACCAGACCUCACACCUUAUUAGACAUAAGAGAAUUCAUACUGAAGAGAAACCCUACAAAUGUGAAGAAUGUGGCAAAGCCUUUAACCAGUCAUCGACCCUUACUACACAUAAUAUAAUUCAUACUGGGGAAAUUCCCUACAAAUGUGAGAAAUGUGUUAGAGCUUUUAACCAAGCCUCAAAGCUUACUGAACAUAAGUUAAUUCAUACCGGAGAGAAACGUUAUGAAUGUGAAGAAUGCGGCAAAGCUUUUAACCGAUCCUCAAAACUUACUGAACGUAAGUACAUUCAUACUGGAGAGAAGCCGUACAAAUGUGAAGAAUGUGGUAAAGCCUUUAACCAGUCCUCAACCCUUACUACACAUAAGAGAAUUCAUAGUGGAGAGAAGCCCUACAAAUGUGAAGAAUGUGGCAAAGCUUUUAAACAAUUUUCAAAUCUUACUGACCAUAAAAAAAUUCAUACUGGAGAGAAACCCUACAAAUGUGGAGAAUGUGGCAAAGCCUUUAACCAGUCCUCAGCCCUUAAUACACAUAAGAUAAUCCAUACUGGAGAGAAUCCCCACAAAUGUAGAGAAUCUGGCAAAGUUUUCCACCUAUCCUUAAAACUUAGUACAUGUAAGAAAAUUCAUACUGGAGAGAAACUCUACAAAUGUGAAGAAUGUGGCAAAGCCUUUAACUGAUCUUCAACCCUUAUUGGACAUAAGAGAAUUCAUACUGGAGAGAAACCCUACAAAUGUGAAGAAUGUGGCAGAGCUUUUAACUUAUCCAUCAACCUUACUGCACAUAAAAAAAUUCAUCUUGGAGAGAAACCCUACAAAUGUGAAGAAUGUAGCAAAGCUUUUAACCAAUCUUCAACACUUACUACACAUAAGAUAAUUCAUACUGAAGAGAAACAGUACAAAUGUGAUGAAUGUGGCAAAGCUUCUACCCGAUCCUCAAAACUCAUUGAACACAAGAAAAUUCAUACUGGAGAGAAACCUUACAAAUGUGAAGAAUGUGGCAAAACUUCUAACCAUUUCUCAACCUUUACUAAACAUAAGAUGAUUCAUACUGGAGAGAAGUUACACAAAUGUGAUGAAUGUGACAAAGCUUUUAACCCAUCUUCAACCCUUUCUACACAUAAGAGAAUUCAUACUGGAGAGAAACCCUACAAAUGUGAAGAAUGUGGCAGAGCUUUUAAUUGAUCAUCAAACCUUAUUAAACAUAAGAAAAUUCAUACUGGAGAGAAACCCUACAAAUGUGAAGAAUGUGGAAAAGCUUUUAACCAGUUCUCAACUCUUACUACACAUAAAAUAAUUCAUACUGGAGAGAAACCAUAUAAAUGUGAAGAAUGUGGCAAAGCUUUCAACCUAUACGUAAACCUUACUACACGUAAGAAAAUUCAUACUGGAGAGAAACCCUACAAGUGUGAAGAAUGUGGCAAAGCUUUUAACCAAGUGUCAACUCUUACUAUACAUAAAAGAAUUCAUACUGGAGAGAAACCUUACAAAUGUGAGGAAUAUGGCAAAACUUUCAGUCGAUCCUCAAAACUUACUACACAUAAGAAAAUUCAUACAGGAGAGAAACCUUACAAAUGUGAAAAAUGUGCUAAAGCUUUUAGCCAGUCUUCAACUCUUUCUACAUAUAAGAUAAUUCACACUGGAGAGAAAUGCUACAAAUGUGAAGAAUGUGGCAAAGUUUUUAACCGAUCUUCAAACCUUACAGACCAUUAAAAAAUUCAUACAGGAGAGAAAUCCUACAAAUGUGAAGAAUGUGACAAGGCCUUUAACCGGUCCUCAACGCUUACUAAACAUAAGGUAAUUCAUACUGGAGAGAAACUGUACAAAUGUAAAGAAUGUGGUAAAGCUUUUAAACCGUUCUCACACCUUGCUAUACAUAAUAUAAUUCAUACUGGAGAGAAACUCUACAAAUGUGAAGAAUGUGGCAAAGCUUUUAACUUAUCCUCAAACCUUACUGCACAUAAGAAAAUCCACAUAAGACAAUUCAUAUUUGAGAGAAACCCUGAAAAUGUGAAGAAUGUGGCAAUGCUUGUAACUAAAUCUCAAACUUUACUAAACAUAAGAAAAUUAAUACUGGAAACUUUACAAACCUGAAAGAUGUGACAAUGAUUUUGACAACACCUUCAAACUUUUCUAAACAUAAAAUAAAUCAUACUGGUGAGAAAUCUUUAAAAUAUGAAGAAUGGUACAAAGCCUUUAAAUGGUUGUCACACUUGA
Molecule: messenger RNA, 3105 nt
Organism: Pan troglodytes (chimpanzee)
Lineage: Eukaryota; Metazoa; Chordata; Mammalia; Primates; Hominidae
Product: zinc finger protein 85-like
Exons: 5
Biological process (GO): regulation of DNA-templated transcription
Molecular function (GO): RNA polymerase II cis-regulatory region sequence-specific DNA binding; DNA-binding transcription factor activity, RNA polymerase II-specific
Source: RefSeq, a predicted model, not a curated record